Messenger RNA from Trichosurus vulpecula (common brushtail), 3398 nucleotides. RefSeq names its product L3MBTL histone methyl-lysine binding protein 3 (gene L3MBTL3). The record is from RefSeq and is a predicted model, not a curated record. The transcript is spliced from 24 exons. Gene Ontology annotation, biological process: regulation of DNA-templated transcription. Lineage: Eukaryota; Metazoa; Chordata; Mammalia; Diprotodontia; Phalangeridae. The coding region runs from base 158 to 2644 and encodes 828 amino acids. Gene Ontology annotation, cellular component: nucleus. Gene Ontology annotation, molecular function: protein binding; zinc ion binding.
GCACUGCGCCCACAGCCCUGGACCAUUUGUCAGGACUACUCGUGAGACGGAGAAAAAAAAAAGAGAAAAUUUGGGGGAAGAAAAAAAGAAGAAAGAAUAUUGAAGACGUCAGUCAGUCCUAACAGCUGAACUGAAAUCAGCCCACAGUACAUGCAUCAUGAAUGAACCUGCUUCGAGCACAAGUGGCCAAGAAUUUGAUGUAUUCAGUGUCAUGGACUGGAAAGAUGGAGUAGGUACUCUGCCAGGAAGUGAUUUAAAGUUUCGGGUAAAUGAGUUUGGAGCCUUGGAAGUGAUCACAGAUGAGACUGAGAUAGAAAGUGUUAAAAAGGCCACUGCCACCACAACCUGGAUGGUGCCUACUGCACAAGAAGUUUUUUCAGAGAAGACAGGGGUGCCUUUCCGGUUGAAGGAAACAAUGAAAGUAGAAGGACUUCAGUUCUGUGAAAACUGUUAUAAGUAUGGCACUGUAGAUGAGUUUCUUUCUGGAGGAAAAUUUUGCAGUCAGAAAUGUGCACGUCAGAACAACGACAACAGGGAACAGAAGGAGGAAAAAGAUGGAGGUGAAGACAAUGAAGAAGAUGACUCUAAGUGUAGUCGGAAGAGGAAAGCAAAAUUACCUCUCAGAGUAGAGCCAAAGGAAGAUGGAGAGGAAAGAGAAGAUGAAAAUAGAUAUAGUUUUUCCUCUGAGGACUGCUUUAGCCGCAUCCCAGAUAUUUUGGAAAACAAGCAUGAUGGCAGAAUCCUGCGGGGCUCUCAGAGAGCCCGAAGAAAAAGACGAAAUGAUUCCACCGUUUUAAAACAGAGUUUACCUCCUAAGGGAAAGAAGGCAUGGUGUUGGGCUUCCUAUUUGGAGGAAGAAAAAGCUAUUGCAGUGCCAACUAAGCUUUUUAAAGAGUACCAGUCCUUUCCCUAUAACAAAAAUGGAUUCAAAGUUGGAAUGAAGUUAGAAGGUGUAGACCCUGAACAUCAGUCAAUGUACUGUGUUCUCACUGUUGCUGAGGUUUGUGGCUAUAGGAUAAGGCUUCACUUUGAUGGUUAUCCUGAUUGUUAUGACUUCUGGGUAAAUGCUGAUGCUUUAGACAUUCAUCCAGUUGGAUGGUGUGAAAAAACUGGCCACAAGCUUCAUCCACCAAAAGGGUAUAAAGAAGAGGAGUUCAAUUGGCAGACAUACCUUAAGACAUGCAAAGCACAAGCUGCUCCAAAGUCCUUAUUCGAAAAUCAAAAUACUACGGUGAUUCCAUCAGGUUUUCGUGUGGGAAUGAAACUUGAAGCUGUAGACAAAAAGAAUCCUGCAUUCAUCUGUGUUGCUACAGUAACAGAUAUGGUGGACAAUCGGUUUCUGGUGCAUUUUGACAACUGGGAUGAGAGCUAUGACUAUUGGUGUGAAGCAGCAAGUCCACACAUUCAUCCAGUGGGUUGGUGUAAAGAACAUAGACGGACCCUUAUCACUCCACCAGAUUACCCAAAUGUGAAGCAUUUUUCCUGGGACAAAUACUUGGAAGAAACUAAUUCUUUGCCUGCUCCUGCAAGGGCCUUUAAAGUGAAACCACCACAUGGAUUCCAGAAAAAAAUGAAAUUUGAGAUUGUAGAUAAAAGAAAUCCUGUGUUUAUUAGAGUAGCAACUGUUGCAGACACCGACGAGCACAGAAUAAAAGUGCACUUUGAUGGCUGGAGUAAUAGCUAUGAUUACUGGAUUGAAGCAGAUUCUCCUGACAUCCAUCCAGUUGGCUGGUGUGCAAAAACAGGACAUCCUCUUCAGCCUCCUCUUAGUCCUCUGGAAUUGGUGGAAGCCUCUGAGCAAGGAGGCUGCCCAACUGCGGGAUGCAAAGGAAUUGGCCACAUAAAGAGAGCUAGACACCCAGGCUACCACAGUGCUAUCAAUUGUCCUUAUUCAGAAAUCAAUUUGAACAAAGACCGUAUCCUCCCAGAUCGUUUAAGUGGUGAGAUGUCUCCAGCUAGCCCGUCAUUAACAAGGAAUAAAAAGACGGAAAUAAAUGAACGCUCCUCAUCUCCUGAAAUCAAAAAAUGUCCUAGUCCUGAGCACACUGACUCCAAAUCGUUGAUUCAGAAUCGAUCAUCUGGGAAAUCUGUGCCAGAGAAAAAUUUACAGGAGGAUAUGGAAGGUAAACCUCCUUACAAGAAGCCGCUGUUGUGUGAUGAUAACGAAAAGAAGUCAUCUAGAGAACAGCACAUUGAAGAUAAGCCUAUCAAGGAAGAAAGUGAAGAAGGGAUAAAAAAUGAAGUGAGAACUCCAAAUCAAACCAAAGGUAUAGGUGCAGAGCCAAGUUCACAGCAGGCUCAGCGCCGGUCAGCUGUCUUCCUCUCCUUUAAGUCACCAAUUCCUUGUCUGCCCCUGCGUUGGGAACAGCAAAGCAAACUUCUUCCAACUGUGGCUGGAAUUCCUGCCAGUAAAGUUUCCAAGUGGAGCACAGAUGAGGUGUCAGAGUUUAUACAGAGCUUACCUGGGUGUGAAGAACAUGGCAAGGUGUUUAAGGAUGAGCAAAUUGAUGGAGAAGCAUUUCUGCUUAUGACUCAAACAGACAUUGUUAAAAUUAUGAGCAUUAAGCUGGGACCAGCUCUAAAAAUCUUCAACUCUAUCCUGAUGUUCAAAGCUGCAGAGAAAAACUCACAUAAUGAACUUUGAGGACAGCGAAAGCCACAUUUCAUCCCUUUUCUGCUUUAAAGCUCAUGUCUUAUUCAAAGCACAAGGACUGUUGUAGCUGUUAAGUAAGAAUUCUUCAAAGUCGAAAAUCAGUGCUGCCAGAUUAUUUAUAUUCAUUGAGAGACAAUAUACAUGAAUUAUUAUGGAAGUGCUUGGGUUUUUAUUAAGGUACUGUAACAAAUAUCAUCUUUUAGUUCUAUUCAUUGAGCUAAAUUUACCUUUGUAAACCUUUUUGAGGCUUCAGAAAAAAAACAUUGUUGAUUAUUUAUGGUAUAGUAAGAUUGGGGGGGAGAGGGAAUUAUGAACUUUCUGCAUUUUGUAAACAUCGUUGAAUUAUCUUUCACUGUUUCUUUUUCAAUACUUGCAGAAACCUUUUUAUACAAUCAAAAUAAAAUGAACUUUAAACCCAGUUAGCCAAAAUCUGGCUACAAGUUUAGUCAGUUGGGACUGUUAUAACUAUUGUUAAUUUUGUGCCAUAUUUUGAAUCGCAACAUUUAUGCUGAAUAUAACUUUGCAAGUCAUGAAAUUGCCUACUUGCUUGUAAUAAUUCAUUGGGGCUGAACAGUUGUAAAAAUUAAUUUUUUAAGUAAAUCAGUGUUUUUACUUUUGCACGACUUAUGAAAUGUUAAGCAAAUUGCUUUUUCACCAGCGUCUUUACUGUAUUUACCAAAAGACCAGUAUAUAAAAGACUGAAAUUGAAAAAAAAUAAAACUUUACCUAAUGUAUUUGAAUGGCA